Molecule: messenger RNA, 3004 nt
Organism: Rhinolophus ferrumequinum (greater horseshoe bat)
Lineage: Eukaryota; Metazoa; Chordata; Mammalia; Chiroptera; Rhinolophidae
Gene: GATB
Product: glutamyl-tRNA amidotransferase subunit B
Exons: 13
Coding region: 31-1704 (557 amino acids)
Biological process (GO): mitochondrial translation; glutaminyl-tRNAGln biosynthesis via transamidation
Molecular function (GO): glutaminyl-tRNA synthase (glutamine-hydrolyzing) activity
Source: RefSeq, a predicted model, not a curated record
UGUGUCACCUGACCAGGACUUGCCGGCACAAUGGCGGCGCCCGUGCUGUGCCGUUUAUGGUCUGGAAGGCGUUGGGCUUUAGCCUACAUUAACCGCGGAUCUCGCCACGGAGCAGGGACUCCGACUGGGUCCAGGUCCAGCGGGAAAAGGGAACAGAGCUCAGUGGUUCAGCAGCCCCUCAUCACGGCCGAGAAGCCGAGGAAAGGUGAACACAAAUGGGCAGCUGUGGUAGGUUUGGAAAUUCAUGCCCAGAUUUCCUCCAACUCUAAACUUUUCUCUGGAUCUCAAGUCCACUUUGCAGCACCUCCAAAUUCUUUGGUAUCUUUUUUUGAUGCAUCUCUGCCUGGAACUUUGCCGGUUCUCAACAGGAGGUGCGUGGAGGCGGCAGUGAUGACAGGCCUGGCGCUGAACUGCCGCAUAAACAAGAAGUCCUUGUUCGACAGGAAGCACUACUUCUAUGCAGACCUCCCUGCAGGCUACCAAAUUACCCAGCAGAGGCUCCCGAUUGCUGUGAAUGGGAGCUUGGCGUACAGCGUCUUCGUGGGGAAGAAGCGGAGUCAGGUGAUCAACAAGACAGUGAGGAUCAAGCAGAUCCAGCUGGAGCAAGACAGUGGCAAAAGCCUCCACGAUGACCUGCGGUCUCAAACGCUCAUUGACUUGAACAGAGCGGGAGUUGGCCUUCUGGAAGUGGUCUUGGAGCCGGACAUGUCCUGUGGAGAAGACGCGGCAACAGCAGUCAGGGAGCUGCAGCUGAUACUUCAAACCCUGGGGACCAGCCAGGCAAACAUGGCAGAGGGUCAGUUGAGAGUGGACGCCAAUAUAUCUGUGCAUCACCCUGGAGAGCCUUUGGGAGUUCGAACUGAAGUGAAGAAUCUCAACAGUGCCAGGUUCCUGGCCAAAGCAAUAGACUAUGAAAUUCAGAGGCAAAUCAGUGAACUUGAGAAUGGAGGUGAAAUUCUGAAUGAAACUCGCUCGUUUGAUUACAAGCUGGGGUGCACUGUGCCAAUGAGAGACAAAGAAGGAAAACAAGACUACAGGUUUAUUCCCGAACCCAACCUGCCUCCCCUGCUGCUCUACGAUUCAGCAUCCCUGCCGGCCGGCACAGACCCACAGCAAGUGAUCAAUAUCGACCGGAUCCGGGAGCGGCUCCCUGAGCUCCCCAGCGUGACCCGGGACAAGCUCAUUCAGCAGUAUGGGAUGCUGCCGGAACACAGCCUCACCUUACUGAAUGAAGUUGGCCUACUGGAGUUCUUCCAAAAUGUGAUAAAAGAAACUAGGGCAGAGCCCAAAAAAGUGACUAGUUGGGUCCUCAACACUUUUCUGGGUUUUUUAAAGCAACAGAACCUUGCUGUCAGUGAGAGUCCUGUCACACCUUCUGCACUGGCCGAGCUUCUCAACCUACUGGACAGGAAAACCAUCUCUUCAUCUGCAGCGAAACAGGUGUUUGCAGAACUAUGGAAGAGUGAAGGGAAGACUCCAGCGCAGAUUGUUUCAGAGAAGAAGCUUGAACUGAUGCAGGAUCGAGAGACACUGGAACAGCUGUGCCACGCCACGAUGGAGCAACACCCGCACGUGGUGAUGGAUAUGAAGAAGGGAAACCCCAGAGCUAUAAAUAAACUGAUUGGGUUGGUCCGAAAAGCGACUCUCAGCCGAGCAGACCCGACAGUGAUCAAGGAGAUACUAGAGAAGAAGCUGUCGGCGUGAGAUGUUCUAGGCCCCCCUGCCUGAGGGAGGACAGUUUAGCCAGCCGUGCCGCAGCACCAGAGCUGUGAGACCUGACACCCGGCAUCUCCCAGUGCCUGCGCCCCCCCUGACCCUGCGCCCUGGGGUGCCCCCUCCACAAGACCAGCAUCUCUGUGUGCGUCAUGAUAUCCAAGCGGCUCCAUCACAGCUGCGGCAGAGGUUAAGCAAUAGCACUUUCUAGCGCUUAAUAAUUCUGAACUAAACGAAACAUACUGUUUCAAAUACUGUUACCUUUCUUAGAAAACUUCAUUCUGCAGUUCCUUCAACAACUAUUUCUGGGCUCAUCCUAAGGAACCGCUUUGUUCUAGGUGCUGGGGACGAGCAGUGAUCAAGACACCAGAAUCUGGAUGCGGUGUUUUAGACCUAAAACUAGGUUAAUGAAGAGGCAGACAGACAGAGCAAAAUAAGUUCAUUGAUGUAGCGUAAACACACUUGUGUUUCGGGUGGUCGUGGAGGGCAGUGCAGGAGGAUAUUAGUCAUAUAUUAGGUAUUAGUCUGUUCCCCCAACCAUCGAGGGCAAGUGACGCCGCUCGUUCAACCCCCUAGGGGUCCCAGGAAGCAGAGGUCUGAGAAUAAAUCACAUUUUUUUUGUAAAAUAGACAACAGAAAUUUUGAAAUAAAUUUAAUGAAUAAAAUAUAUACUGAAAUAUCACAUAAAAAAUUAACUUACACUUCAAAGAUUGUGCAGUUGACAAUUCCACCCCCCCACCCUCAGGCCAAAAAAAGAUAAAGAAUAAGCUGUAACAUUAAAUUGAUUUGUUUUGCCUGGAAAGAAUAAGAUAAUAAAGUAGUGAAUCAAAAUCUUGACCUUUAACAGUAAUUGUGAUACGGCUAACAGUAUGUCCACGAAAGCUGGGUCGCCUUCACCCUGUUCUCAUGACAAUAAUACUGUUUCUCUCAGUUGCUCUGGGGCGCCCCUUUCUUUGUUCACUGUAUGCCUUUGUUACCACUGACUCACAAUGCUGAAAGACCCGUUUUACAAAUGCUGUUUUUCAAAAGCCCAUUUCAGACUGUGACCUAAAUAAGAACAACACUUUCGGAGGCCCUGAUCUUACACUGGAGUCUUCCGCCUACCAAGAGGAAGACACGCAUUUCCGUCGUGAGCAGUGCUCCCGUGGCAGCUGGGAAAUGGGGGAAAGCUGACCUGCCCCAUCACCAGGUUAGCAAUUAACGGUUACAGACAAUUGGGCAGGACAUCCCCCACUGGGAGUAAUGAGAGGGGUGUCCCGCUUACCCGGCCAAAAAAGCAGGGACAGAAAGG